GGGCUCUCCGUACCAGUAGUCCAUUGAUUUUUCAACUCUUCCAUCUGGUGUCUGUCUCUUUGACAUCGAUUGGACGAUUGCUGAAGGUGUAGGAGAAAGUUGAAUGCAUGGAUGCCAAUAGUUGGAGAGCGGCGCAACCUCUGGCUCAGUCUCAGGGUGGUGAAGCCGCAGGCAUAGCAGCCAGUGGGGCUGCUCCUGCUUCCGGAUCCAUGGAGACCGGCGAUUGGCGGGCUCAACUGCCGCACGAUUCCAGGCAAAGGAUUGUCAGCAAGAUAAUGGAUACUUUAAAGAAGCACCUCCCAUUUUCUGGACAAGAGGGACUGCAGGAACUUAAGAAAAUUGCAGUGAGAUUUGAGGAAAAAAUUUAUGCUGCUGCCAUAAACCAGAAUGACCUUAUUGUCACUAAGGCGUUCUACCGUGCAUGAUUUUGAAUCGAAGGUCACACGGUUUCCCUUGUCACAUAAUUGACUUAUGCUCAAGAGAUUGUGUUUAAGACCCUUAACAAGCAAGACAUUAUCUAUAGAGGAGUCUUCGGACUUACCUACCGAACCGAUGCCUAUAAUCUUUCCCUUGCUAUUAUCUCCGAAGACUACGUUUCCU
Molecule: messenger RNA, 600 nt
Organism: Cuscuta campestris
Lineage: Eukaryota; Viridiplantae; Streptophyta; Magnoliopsida; Solanales; Convolvulaceae
Source: the annotation of a GenBank genome assembly